Ruditapes philippinarum (Manila clam) is the source of this 359-nucleotide messenger RNA. Its product is annotated as methyltransferase-like 26. The annotation marks the transcript as partial. The transcript has 3 exons. The record is from RefSeq and is a predicted model, not a curated record. NCBI's taxonomy places the organism in Eukaryota, Metazoa, Mollusca, Bivalvia, Venerida, Veneridae.
UAUUUACCUCAAGAUUUUCAGGGGGUAUGUCUAGAGAUAGCAUCAGGUACUGGUCAACAUGUCAUUCAUUUUGCUCAGUAUUUCCAGCAAGCCACAUUUCAACCUAGUGAUAUUGAUCAAGCUAAUAUAAAAAGUAUAUCAGCAUAUACAGCACAUCAUGGUCUGUCUAAUGUGAAACCACCUAUAACCAUAGACAUCGCAACUCCUGUAACCAGUUGGUCAGAGAAAAUAAGCCCCGCCUCCUGUGAUGUCAUAUAUAAUGCUAACAUGGUUCAUAUAUCACCUUGGGAAACAGCUAUAGGUUUAUUUGAAACAGCAGGCAUAUUGUUGAAACCAAAUGGGAUUUUAAUAACAUAUGG